This is a messenger RNA of [Torrubiella] hemipterigena, 4531 nucleotides long. NCBI's taxonomy places the organism in Eukaryota, Fungi, Ascomycota, Sordariomycetes, Hypocreales, Clavicipitaceae. The record is from the annotation of a GenBank genome assembly.
AUGUAUCAAUCUUCAGAAAUCAUGAGCCGUGCACAAGCAUUUGUAUACGAAACUCCAACAACACAGAAUCUCGGGCCGUUGCCGACUGCUUUUGUACCGCCCGCACGAUGCGCUGGUAUCACAUUGGCUUCCAAGGGUAGUCUCACGACGCCGGAUCCUCAGUACACGUACUCGAUUGAUAUGUUCUAUGCUUAUACCUGUAUCGCUGGGUCAGCAGCCCCAGACCCAGGCUGUGCGCCGUCUGGAUAUGCAGACUACAUGAAUGUCCUUCAGAAAGCGGUUGAUCCGCGCACAGGAAGGUUCCCGGUAUUCUCGCCAGGAGCGCGGUGCCCCGAAGGAUAUGUUCCAGGAUGCACAAUGUCCAAGGGACAAGGCUAUACAACUGGAUCUCUACGACAGUGGGAUUUGCUUGCAGCAAACGAGACCGCUAUAGGGUGUUGUCCCUCUGGAUUUACGUGUGAUACGACACGACAGCACUUUUGUCUAUCCAGCAUUGCUUCUUCACAAACGGUAACUUUUGACAACAAGUUGAUAUGCAACAGCACUGAGUCCCAGCGGGGGACUGGGAGUUGGAUGCUGCCGCCUUCCAUCCAGGCCCGAAUCACAGCUGCACAGAUUGUGUAUAUUCAAACGUCUGCAGAUUCCAAGCCACCAGUAUCAGCCUCCAGCAGCAAUGAUGCAUCGCUAUCUACUUCUGGAGAAACACACAAACCACCCCAGGCAUCACCUGAACAGACGCAACUUUCAGCGGGUGCUAAAGCAGGCAUCGCCAUAUCUGUAGUGCUGGCGAGUAUCUUUGCAGCACUCUCAGGGUAUCUGCUGUACGCUCGAAAUAAGCGGCGCCAUAUCGAACCACCAGAUAGCGAGGCCGAGGCGGCUACUCCUGAGCCACCGAGCGAAGAAAAUACGCCAGCGCGGAUGGACUUUAAGGAUUCGCGAGCGUUUUCUGCGGUUUCACCUGCAACGCCUUGGUCUGAAACUGGAACCUGCGCUACUCAAGGAACCCCAAGUGAUAUUACGACGUCAAUAUUCGCAGGGAAGCCGGCGAUGUCUCCGGAUCUGUGGCAGCAUCCGGCGCUGAGAGAAGAUAGCAGAGUAGAGCUGUCUAAUGGGGUGGAAGUAACUCUCUCAGAAUUGCCUGGUGACGAGUCGUGGAUACGUUGAGAUUUGGAUCUUGGGUCACAGUUUACUCUUGAUUCCUUUAAUAUUAAUAGCGACAUGUAUUACAAAUAGAACUCUUUUCUUUUUCUUUUAUAUAAGUUGGCCUGCAUGGCCUCUUCUUCUAAGUACAUGGGUCAAGCAGGGCUUUCCAUAUGCCAGCUAGUUGGUUGGUGUUCCCAUGGAAGUUGGUGAAACGUGCUAUCCUAACAGACUUGCGAAUCCAUCUACUUCUAAAAUUUUGUGGCACUAGCCACUGAAACCGUCUAAUACGAAGACUCUCGUCUACCGCGGAGUGACGCUCCCCAGUGCCAAAGAAUGCCAGUGGCGGGAAGGGCAAUGCCAAUAGACAAAAAGGCCAGCAGACUGUUGCCCCAACCGUAUCCGAGUCUGUCAUAGAGAUUUGACGAGAACAAGGGGAAGGCAAAGGCCAUCAGACUGCGCAGCACUUGGGUCGCUGCCGCCGCGGAGCUGAUGUGUUCUGGAUAGGCAUCCAUAACGUAUGCGCUGAGUGUGGUGUCGAAGAUCUGCAUGCCGAGAGAUAAAAGAGCAGCACCGACAUCUACAGCAACCCACGAGAGGUGAUAUCUGGCCGCCCAACCAUACAGAAGCAUGCCAAUGGGCGUGAUGAGAGCACCAGGAAUGAGCAGCGGCACUCGCAGCUCAGGGACAUCGGACUCGCCAGUGCGUGAAGUCAGUCUCUUGUACGCAUAGUCCAUCAGCGGCCCGCAGAUCUGGGAUCCUGAGAUGGUACCAAUGCAAAUGGCAAUGUAGUGGAGUCCAGAAGUGGCAAUGGAUUCUCCAUACGCAGAAACGUAAAGUGACGAGAAACUGGCCAGCGCAAAGUAGAGCAGACCGUAGUUGAUACCCUCAAGGAUGGCCUGCAGCUGGAUGAUGGGGUGGAAAGCAAGAAGACGGAGAGGGCGAGAGAGCGCUCGGUGGAUUUUCCACAUCGCAGAGCGGCCGUCCUCGCGCGUCUCGAUUUCGGCAUGGUAUCGGUUGUCGCCGGUUUCUUUACGGAGCUUUGCAGCGCGGCGGCGCAGAAGAACAGGUGCAUACGAUUCUUGGAAGAGAAGCAUGGACGCCAGCUCGAGAAUGACUUGAAGGAUGGCGGUGGCCCAGAACAUCCAUCUCCACGUCGUAUACUGCACAAUGAAGGCGGCCACAAUGGGGCCAACGGCAGAUCCUGUCAAGGGAAUAAGAAGGUACAUGCUAAGUGAACGGCCUCGUUGUUCCUUAGACCAGACAUCGCCCAGGACGCCAUACGCCAUGCUGUAGACGGCGCUGGCGCCAAAUCCAGCAAGCAGACGGGCAGCAAUGAGGAUACCCUUGGAGUUUGCAAAGCCGCAUACCAAAUUCCAUACCAGAAACCAGAGACUAGUUACAUGGAAAAUGACGCUGCGACCAUAGACUUCGGAAAGAGGGCCGAUGAUGAGAGGACCAAAGGCGGUGGCAAGCAGGUAGACGGACAGGGCCAUGGUGGACUCGGUGGCGGUCAUGGAGAGUUCCAGCGCAAUGGUAUCAAUGGCAGGCGCCAUCAUCUAGAGUUGGAGGGAUGAUACAUUAGCAAAUGUUAUACUCUUCACAUAGUAUUUAUUGCGAGAGGAGGGUAAGAAAGACGGAUAAGAAGAGAGACGAGACAAACUUACAGUUGAGACCAUGAUUCGUGUAAAUCCAGUGCCUGCAACGGCUGCAGUGACGCCCCAUUUCCAUUUUUUGGACCAGUUGAGCGGGUUUUCAGGGUCGUUGGGCUCAAACUGGACAAGAAAAGCACUGUCAAUUGUUGGUGAUUUCUCAGACUGGGACUGAGUACCAGGAACGACAGGCGCCACAUCAGCGGCCGUCUUUUCGACGUCGGUCGAAGAAUCGUCGUGUGUUUGCAUUUUUUAAGAAUGCAACAAGUUAUAGUUUCCGAGGAAACUCUAGAAAGAAAAGCAAAUCACACAAAAUCCUCUUUGGGAAAGAUGUGUUAGAUAAUGACGGUGUUUGUGUUCAGUAGCACCAUGAAGAAGCAACAAUAGGAGGAAAAUAAAAAGAAAAAGAGAAAGAAGAAAGAGGGGGAGGGGGCUGAUGAACCGGGCUGUGAAGCAAAGCAAACAAGUUAGUCACCGCAAAAACGUCUACCGCCGGCUCUGGCCCCAUGUUUGUCCGACGGAAAGCUGCAGUCCUUGUGAUGCGGAAACAAGGCUGCUGAUUGAUUAGCGGGGAUGCGCGCUGAUUGAUAACGCAAACAGCAUGGAGUGCGGUGGUGCCGUCAUAUCCGGCCGACAAAAGGUCCCAGCCGCAGCCCGCUUUUCCCCCAAACUAAGUCCGAGCCGUUUUGUGUCUGCCUUGGUUUGGCAACUUUUAAAUCCGAUAGGCGUCAUGAUGCGAUCUCUUGGCUUCUGGGCGCCCGUCGAUCAGGCUGUGAGUGUGCUGCCAAACAUGAGUUUGCAUAUGUGCAUCUGCAGAGUGCUUAACUGUUCUGUGGCCAACUGGUGUUCGCAUAACAAGAAUGCCAGUGAUAAAUAGUUGGCACAGCGUCUUCUCGUUUUUUUCGCUUCACUCGUGUAUGGCUUGAUGCUUAAUGUGAGGUGUGACCAACAAAACAUGCAAGCCAGCCAGCCACCUCGGGCUGAGACAAACUCAGGGGCCGCCACCGCUCUUCGUGAGACGCUUGAGAAUAUUCAUGACAAUGUAAGCGAUUAUACAAAAAAUAAAACAAAAACAAUUCUGGCCUUUUGAAAAGCUUAUUCGUGUUGGUGCAAGCUCGUUUCCACGCCGAUUCCGACAUCUUGUAUGAUAUGGCAGCCACAGCGCGAGUCGGUUUCGAAACCGCAAUCCAAAGCGACUAUGAACACGGAAAUAUAUGCAGCUAUAAGCGUAUCCAAAUGACCAAUGCAUCUAGCUAACAUUGGCGUCUUCUCAUACCAUUUUUGUGUCGACUAUGUCCGUCUCCAUUUUCUAAAGCGUUGUAAGCUGUGAAGCAUGUAUUUUAGGCUCUGCAGUGGCAAAUAUGUAGUAUAGACAAGAAGACAACGCCGAUCACCACCUUCUGCCUACGACGUCGGAUGCUUGGCGGACUUGACAAAUGUAUCGAGCAAAGUGGCUGUUGAAGGCCGGGUUGCUGUCAUUCUUUUGCUCCUGUGCAAGGCACAUUUUGCUCAAUAGGGCAACAAUGCUGUCGGCGUAUUGGUUUUUCGAAACACUGUUCGUGUCCGGAACUUGUUGAUUUUCCAAGUAGCAAUCGGCAGUAGACAGAAGCCAGACAGAUUGGAGGUCUGUGCCUAAGCUCAGAAGUCUCUCGGUCAUCAUGGCGAGCGCCGACUUGACCAAUUUGCUACGACUCUCUGAGCAUGUAGGAAGAGAUGACAAGCCUGAGAAUACAACAAGG